GAUUGCCAUCCCUACUCCUCGUCCAUCUUUUCAUAUAUAGAACUCUCCAGAAGCUUUAAUCUUGUAGUAUCUUCAGCUUUCUUCAAGAACCCUAGAUCUUCACUGCCUCAAGCUUCAGCUCCAGUGAUUACUACUUUACUGACAUGGCUAUCACAUUUUACAACCUUAGCUCUGAGGAUGGCAUUAAGAAGCUUGAUGAGUAUCUGUUGUCAAGAAGUUACAUUUCUGGAUAUCAGGCUUCCAAGGAUGACCUUGCUGUUCAUGCGGCUCUUGCAAAGCCACCAUCAUCUAAAUAUGUGAAUGUUUCACGGUGGUACAAUCACAUUGAGGCUCUUUUAAGGAUUUCCGGUGUGUCUGCGGAAGGUUGUGGCGUAACUGUAGAGGGGUCUGCCGUUGCAACUCCUCCAGCUGCUGACACUAAGGCUGCUGCUGCAGCAGAGGAUGAUGAUGAUGACGAUGUUGAUUUGUUUGGUGAGGAGACUGAAGAGGAAAAGAAGGCCGCUGAAGAACGCGCAGCAGCUGUCAAGGCAUCUGGAAAGAAGAAAGAAUCUGGUAAGUCAUCCGUCUUGUUGGAUAUAAAACCAUGGGAUGAUGAAACUGACAUGAAGAAGCUUGAGGAAGCUGUUAGAAGUGUCAAGUUGGAUGGCUUGCUUUGGGGAGCAUCCAAGCUUGUACCUGUUGGAUAUGGUAUAAAGAAGCUGCAAAUUAUGAUGACCAUCGUAGAUGACUUGGUGUCUGUUGACGAUCUUGUUGAGGACUACCUUACUGCCGAGCCAGCGAAUGAGUACAUCCAGAGCUGUGAUAUCGUGGCGUUUAAUAAAAUAUAAAUUAAAUUUCAAGUUUGUCUGGGAAAGGGUGCUUGAAGUUUGUGGAAGCAGCAAAGAUUCUCAUGCAUGAUAUUCAAUAUAUAUGUGUUCUCAUGUUAGUCUCCAGGAUGCUGCAUAGUUUUGUAAUGACAUUUUCAUUUGCAGAUUGAAACAAAUAAAUGGUGAAGACUUGUACUUUA
Molecule: messenger RNA, 1006 nt
Organism: Daucus carota subsp. sativus
Lineage: Eukaryota; Viridiplantae; Streptophyta; Magnoliopsida; Apiales; Apiaceae
Product: elongation factor 1-delta
Exons: 8
Coding region: 144-827 (227 amino acids)
Biological process (GO): translational elongation
Cellular component (GO): cytosol; eukaryotic translation elongation factor 1 complex
Molecular function (GO): translation elongation factor activity; guanyl-nucleotide exchange factor activity
Source: RefSeq, a predicted model, not a curated record